AUGCGGGGGCUGGUGGCGGUGCUGGCGGCCCUGAGCUGCGCGGCCCCGGCGGGGAGAGCGGCGGCUCCUGCCGGCGCCCUCAGCUCCAACGCCAUCAAGGGACCCCCCCCGGGGGGGGCGGCCGAGGCCAGCGCCGCCCCCGCCGCCCCCUUCGACGGCAGCAACAAACCCCCACCGGCCGCCACCCGGCAGCCUUUCCCCUGCGCCGAGGACGAGGACUGCGGCCCCGAGGAGUAUUGCGGGGGUGCGGCCCGUGGCGGGGGGGCCCCGCUCUGCCUCGCCUGCCGGAGACGCCGCAAGCGCUGCCUGCGCGACGCCAUGUGCUGCCCCGGCACGACCUGCAGCAACGGGCUCUGCACGCCCCCGGAGCCUCCCCACGGAGCCGCCGAGCUGGACGAGAUGGGUACUGAGGUGCUGCCCCGCCGGACGACGGCUCCUGCCUGGCUCCCCACUGCCAAAGGUGAGGAAGGAGACUUCUGCCUGCGCUCCUCGGACUGCGCGGCCGGGCUGUGCUGCGCCCGCCACUUCUGGUCCAAGAUCUGCAAACCGGUGCUGCGGGAAGGGCAAGUGUGUACCCGGCACCGGAGGAAAGGCUCGCACGGGCUGGAGCUGUUCCAGCGCUGCCAGUGCGCCGAGGGGCUGGCCUGCCGCCUGCAGCGGGAGCACGGCCCCGCUGACCCCUCCCGCCUCCACACCUGCCAGCGGCACUGAGCCACGCCGGACAGACACCCCAGGGACACAUGGACACGGGACGGACUCCGGCCCCGCCGGAGCAGAAGGUUGUUUCUUAAGGGAACUACUUUUAAGCGACUACUUGCAGUACGUUACUGUGUUGUGAAUACUCGAGCUGGCACUUAAGCUGUAUAUAACGCCGGGACCUCUAGUGACUUUUUU
Messenger RNA from Apus apus (common swift), 894 nucleotides. It is a transcript of the gene DKK1, whose product is annotated as dickkopf WNT signaling pathway inhibitor 1. Gene Ontology annotation, biological process: multicellular organism development; negative regulation of canonical Wnt signaling pathway. The record is from RefSeq and is a predicted model, not a curated record. Gene Ontology annotation, molecular function: receptor antagonist activity; co-receptor binding. The transcript is spliced from 4 exons. Gene Ontology annotation, cellular component: extracellular region. NCBI's taxonomy places the organism in Eukaryota, Metazoa, Chordata, Aves, Apodiformes, Apodidae. The coding region runs from base 1 to 711 and encodes 236 amino acids.